AUGUUGUCACGGUGGCUGGGGCGAGCCAAGGCGGCGCCGUCGCACGCCGAGUACAUCAUCGUCGGCGGCGGCUCGGCGGGCAGCGUCCUUGCGAACCGCCUCUCCAAGGACCACUCGGUGCUGCUGCUCGAGGCUGGCAAGAGUGACAAGGGCCAUUGGGACUCGUGGAAGAUGAAGAUGCCGGCGGCGUUGACGUUCAAUCUUGCAGACGCACGCUACAACUGGGCGUACAUGACGGAGCCGCAAGAGCACGUCAACAACCGCCGGCUCGCGUGGCCCCGCGGCCGCGUUCUCGGCGGCUCGUCGUCGCUCAACGCCAUGGUGUACAUUCGCGGCCACGCCCACGACUACGACGACUGGGCGCGCAGCGGUGCGACAGGGUGGUCGUACGAGGACUGUUUGCCGUACUUUAAGAAGGCGCAAGCGCACGAGCUCGGCGAGGAUGCGUACCGCG
Saprolegnia parasitica CBS 223.65 is the source of this 454-nucleotide messenger RNA. RefSeq lists its product as hypothetical. The record is from RefSeq and is a predicted model, not a curated record. Lineage: Eukaryota; Oomycota; Saprolegniomycetes; Saprolegniales; Saprolegniaceae. The annotation marks the transcript as partial. The transcript has a single exon. Gene Ontology annotation, molecular function: flavin adenine dinucleotide binding; oxidoreductase activity, acting on CH-OH group of donors.